Messenger RNA from Osmia lignaria (orchard mason bee), 585 nucleotides. The record is from RefSeq and is a predicted model, not a curated record. Lineage: Eukaryota; Metazoa; Arthropoda; Insecta; Hymenoptera; Megachilidae.
AUGGAAAGCAAAUGGAGAGAAGAGGUCCUGAAAGAAUUGAAAAAGAUAGGAGAAAAUGUGGAGGAGAUAAAGAAAGAACUGAGAAGAGGAAGAACAAGAAGGGACACUGAAGAGCAGGUGAAAGUAGAGAGAAAAGGACCGGGAAAAGAAAAAGGGACACAAGAGGAAGAACUGAGAAAUGGCAACGAGCGGAAUCAAGAGAAAGAUCACCGACACAAGAAAAAGGCCGAAGAAAGACGAGAAGAGCGAAAUAAAGCAAAAGGAGAAAAUAGUGAUGAGCAAGAAGAAGCAGUGGUACCGGAAACAGAAGAGGGGGAGAUGAAGACAAAAAGGAGAAAAAACAAGGAGGAGGAAAAAGGUGGAAAUGAAGAGAGUGAAGGUGCGAGCAAGAACGAGGGUGAAGAGGACUGGAGGGAGAGAUGGAAAAGAAAAGUAGAAAGUGAGAGAAGAGAGAGGAGGAAAAGAAGCCUCGUUUGGAAAGGAGUAGGAGGCAACAGCACAGAAGAAAGAGCCAGGAGAGCAAAAAUUAUACUGCAGAUGGAGAUGGGAAAAAAGGCAGAAAUAAGAAAGACAACCGAACUGUAG